Messenger RNA from Trichoderma asperellum CBS 433.97, 594 nucleotides. RefSeq lists its product as uncharacterized. The record is from RefSeq and is a predicted model, not a curated record. Lineage: Eukaryota; Fungi; Ascomycota; Sordariomycetes; Hypocreales; Hypocreaceae.
AUGUCUGCGCCUACCGAGUCUCCGGCCAUUGCCCCUGAUGCAGCUCCCGUUGCAGCGCCAGCACAGGCUCCUGUUCAAUCUUCUGCACCUGCUCAUUCCAGCCCUAUCAAUGAUGAUGAUGUGAAGCACUGGAAGGAUCGUUUCAACGAUGUCUUGUCUCGACCUGGUGAACACAUCAACUCCAAGUCUCCAGCUGGCGCCUCUCAAUGGAGCACAAGUCUCUUCGAUUGCUUUUCCCCCAUUGACACCUGCCUCAUCACAUGCUAUUUGCCGUGUCUGACGUUUGGAAAAACGCACCAUCGAGUUCACAAGAACGGAAAGUUGGAAGGUUAUGAGCCUGUCAACACCUCGUGUCUCCUUUUCUGUGUGCCUGGUCUGCAUUGUAUCCUUGCGAGCAUGCAACGAGCUUCCAUCCGCGAAAAGUACAAUCUUGAGGGCAGCUGCAUUGAGGAUAUGGCAAAGUCCUACUGCUGUGCUUGCUGUAACCUCAUUCAGCUUGACAAGGAGUCGGCACAUCGCGAGGCUCUCCUGAACAACGUCAAUUCUGAGCAGUAUAAGUCUAACGAGGGCAUGGCAUAUCCCGGAACCAACUAG